This is a messenger RNA of Thamnophis elegans (Western terrestrial garter snake), 8517 nucleotides long. RefSeq names its product transmembrane protein 161B (gene TMEM161B). The transcript is spliced from 12 exons. NCBI's taxonomy places the organism in Eukaryota, Metazoa, Chordata, Lepidosauria, Squamata, Natricidae. The record is from RefSeq and is a predicted model, not a curated record. Bases 431 to 1894 code for a protein of 487 amino acids.
GGUUGUAGUCGUUCGCGCUUUUAACUUCCAAAAAGCUGCGGGGUUUCCAAGUUUGCGCCUGUUGAAAAGCAAGUCUAUGGGCCUUUGCGGAUAAAUUCAUUUCGCUUUUCUCUUGGGGAGUUCUCCGUGAGGCAAAUUCAGCUCUAGCGCGGUGGACAGAACUAACCGGUUGAACCUGCAGCGGAGAGAUGGGUCCGUUGUCUAUUCAGGCGGAUCCGGGGACAACCUACACGGGGUCCUAAUGGAGCUGGGUCCUGACGUGACCUUUGUAGGCUCGAAAGGCGUGAGCCGGGCAGUAGAAACAGUUGCUGGUUAGGGAAUAGGCUCUUGAGCACCGGCAAGAUCCCGCUUUGAGGAUUUAUGAGCUGGGUGUGGGGAGCGCACGUGAGGAGGAGGAGGCGGUGGUGGAGGCGGAGGCCGUUGGGACAGCAUGGGGGUGAUAGGUGUGCAGCUGGUGGUUACCAUGGUGAUGACUAGCAUUAUACAUAAGAUCAUACCUCACUACUCUCUUGCCCGGUGGCUUCUUUGCAGUGGAAGUUUGCGGUGGUACCUGCAUCCCACAGAAGAAGAAUUACGUAUUCUUGCAGGAAAACAGCAAAAGGGAAAAAGCAAGAAAGAUAGGAAGUACAAUGGUCACAUUGAAAACAAGCCAUUAACUAUUCCUAAAGACAUUAAUCUUCAUCUGGAAACAAAAUCUAUCACUGAAAUAGAUGCAUUGGCCUUGCAUUAUUUUCCUGAAUAUCAGUGGUUGGUGGACUUCACAGUGGCAGCUACAGUGGUUUAUUUGAUAACUGAAGUUUACUAUACUUGGAUGAAGCCUUCACAAGAAAUGAAUAUCAGCAUAGUCUGGUGUUUUCUCGUUCUCGCUUUUGCAAUCAAAAUAUUGUUCUCACUAACUACACACUACUUUAAAGUUGAAGAGGGAGGAGAAAGAUCAGUCUGUGUAACCUUUGGCUUCUUUUUCUUUGUCAAAGCUAUGGUAAUUCUGAUUGUAACAGAAAACUAUUUGGAGUUUGGACUUGAAUCAGGUUUCUCCAAUUUUUCAGAAAGUGCAGUGCAAUUUUUUGAAAAACAGGGGUUGGAAUCCCAGGGUCCUGUUUCUAAGCUAACCUUCAAACUUUUCCUGGCUAUCAUCUGUUCACUUAUUGGAGCUUUUUUGACGUUCCCUGGUUUGAGGCUGGCUCAGAUGCAUCUUGAUGCUUUGAGUUUAACCACCAAAAAAUUCACCCAAACUCUGCUACAUAUAAACUUCCUGGCACCUCUGCUUAUGGUGUUAUUAUGGGUAAAGCCAAUUACCAAGGAUUAUAUUAUGAACCCACCAUUAGGAAAAGAAAACGUGCCUUUAAUGUCAGAAGCUACAUUCGAUACUCUAAGAUUGUGGAUUAUAAUUCUCCUCUGUGCUUUGAGGUUAGCCAUGAUGCGCAGCCAUCUCCAAGCCUAUCUGAAUUUAGCACAGAAAUGUGUGGAUCAAAUGAAAAAAGAAGUUGGAAGAAUAAGUACUGUUGAAUUGCAGAAAAUGGUGGCCAGAGUGUUUUAUUAUCUUUGUAUAAUUGCUCUUCAAUAUGUGGCACCUCUGGUUAUGUUGCUGCACAUGACUCUUCUAUUAAAAACUUUAGGUAACUAUUCGUGGGGCAUUUAUCCAGAAUUAACCUCAGAUUUACACCCAGAGGACAGUCCACAGAGCAGUUCAGUAAGCUCUGAAUCGUCAUCUGAUGAUAGAAAGAUGAAGGUAACCGUAAUCGAGCUAACAAUGGCUCUGGCUAGCCUGAAGAACAUUUUCACUCCACUGUUGUUCAGAGGACUCCUUUCAUUUCUCACUUGGUGGAUUGCUGCUUGUCUUUUUUCCACAAGCCUUUUUGGGCUGUUCUACCAUCAAUACUUGACAGUAGCAUGAUUUUAGAAAGCAACCAUUCAAAGAAGCCUGUGUUCCCCAACAGAGCAGAAGAAUAUUGGAAGAAAUAGCAUAAUAAAGUUUCCUUCCUUUAAUACCUCUUCUACGGUCACAAGCAAUGUAGUGUGUAAUAUCAAAAAAACAUUACUUCAUAAUACUGUUACCCAAAUUUUUAGUUAGAGUUAGGAGACGGUUACUUUGACAUUUAAGUAUAUUUUGUUUUUAUGAGUUCCACUCUGCCCUGGGAGCAUGAUGUAUUCAGUCAUUGAUUGACUGAUAUUAGUGGUGUUAAGAUAAAAAGAUAAUAUUAAUGGUGACUGCUUAAAGGUGAACUUUUAAUUGAGCCAUAUAAGGAGUCAGAAACUUGGAUUACUUUUCUUUUGAAAAGCAAACUUAAUUCCACAGGACAAAUGAAAUACUGUAUAUUACAGUACAGGAAACAUUCUGAAUAGAACUUGUUGUAAGUGCAUGGAAUACAGAAGAAUUGUCCUGCAGGAGGUGUUUUCAUAUUAAUACUGCAUCACUUGUGUGAAAAUUCAGGAACGUAAGUUUCUCAGAUGUUACAGCAUGUGUCUCUGAGCACCCAUUUAUUUAAAAUGAAUGUUUAGUGUAUAUAAUCUGCAGGUAGUAAGCCCAUGAGUUGUUUGAAAGCUUACUACAUGUACUUUGCUUCUGCACAUUCACAUAUUAAAUUAUGUAAAUUGGUAUAAUAUGCUCAUGCAUCUUAUUAUACCACAUAAUAUAAUGUGUCAAGAAGUUCUAAAAAUUCAUAUUAUAAGAAUAAUAUAACUAUAUUGUUUUGGUCUUAUUUUAAAAAUAAUAAAUGCCCAUAUGAAUCAUGGAAUGUUUAGUAUUGGUGCUAAUAAUUAACUAGAAAUUUAUUUAACUUUUAUGGUUCCAUAAUUUAACAAAUGCCAUUAUUAUAGCACUAGUCGAUGAUGUUUGACACUAAUCAAUACUAAACUAAUUUUAACAAGUAUAAUUUAAUAAACACUAUUUGAAGACAUCAGCAGUGAAAUGUAUACUGCCGGAUAGGCAAAUUAUGUUAAUUAUAAUGGUAAGGACUAUCCAAGCACAAAUAGUUUCAAGCUAUGUAAUAAUAAUUGAUUGAACCUGUAUGCCACUUGACUAUCAAUGACUCUGGGUGGCUCACAACAAUAAAAUAAAUAAAAAAUAAAGAUAAAAGAUGGCAAACAUGAUGAAGUGAAAAUUCUCCCUUGCUAAAGGUCUGGACAAAGACCCAGAUCUUCACAGUUCCAAACAACAACACAGAGUGGGGCUAUAUAGGUCUGGGGGUGGAGUGUGAGGCUUCAUUCUACAGAAUAGAACUGACUACAGAGAAGGUACACUUCAGGGAUUCUGAGAUACGAGAUUAUUUAAUUAAAGGAACACAAAGUAUGCCAACCUGCAGGAUCAAAUUGGCUGGGCAGUUGUUAUGAGAGACAGGUGAUCCCUUAAUUAAUCAGGGCUUAUCUCUUAUAUAGCCAAAAGUGACAGCCAGCACCUUGAAUUGCACUCAAAACUAAACCAACAGUCACUGUAGCUCAUGAAACAGAUGUGUUCCAUGGACCUACCAACUCAUGCCAAUUGCUAGUUAGGACACUCUUAAUACUUACAUCUACUAUAUACUCUCUUUUUUUUUGAAACUCUACAUAGAACCACUAAGUUUAGGGUUCUGUAUCAUCAAUGUCACACAAUAAUUUCUUUUGAUCAAGGCAGCCAAUGAACCACAAUAUUUUGUGAAGAGAAAAGUUAUAUUUUACUUAUAUAAGUUUUCUUUGCAAUAAAUUCUAUUCUUUUUGGGGAUAACUUCCAUCUGACUAUUGUAUAGUAUAAUAUAAAUGUAUAGGUUAGCCAUCUUUAAAAAAUAUUUAAGACCAUAUUCUCUUAGCAGAAAUAAAUGAUAUAUAUACUAGUGAUAGAUGGGCAGGACAAUUCCAAAUAUUUGUCCAAAUGGUGAAUCAUGACCUAUAAUUCUUUGAUAUAAAGUGAGUCACAUCUAUGGUCCUUUUGUUAUUUCCUACAACCUUAGGUAUAAUCCUAUCAAAGAUUAGAAUUAGAUCACAUCUAAAUGGAUGCAAAGAGUAGUGCAUGUCUGAAAAAGUACAGAAAUAUGCAGACAGCUACAAAAAUCAAAAUAUUGAAUGGAACUCUUUAUCCAACCAGAUAACAUAAAAAGUACUUAUACAAACUACUCAAACUGACUCCUUGUCAAUAUUAUACCUCACAUUUUAUAAGUUUUGCUUCCAAUCUAAUACAACAGCAGAUUUGACUGUCAUUUCAAAAUUAAGUCUUAAAUGUUCCUAAUUUGUGCCCAAUCAAACUAAUAUAUUACCAAUACUGUUGGUUAGGCAUUGUCAAACAGGCUUAUGUUUCUGUUGCUCUUUAUAUGAGAAAAACUAUAUAUACGCUUGAGGUUGAUUGCCAGCUUUGCAUAAACCAUUUAACACUCCAGAUUUUAGAGUGCUUAGAAAAGUAGCAUAUAGUUUUAAAAAACAACUGCCAGAAUACAAAUUUAAAAUUUUGAAGUUUGUGUUCCUUUCCCAAAAAAGUUUUAACCAAGUUUUUUUAACCAAAAUUAAGUGCAGUUCAGUUUAUUGAUAAUAGAUUGAACUGUGGAUGGAUUUCAUGGAAUUCUGAAGGAUACAUUAAAAAGAAAACCUGAAUCUUCAGUCAUGCAUGCAUUGGGGCUUUUGUGUAUCUCUUCCCAAUCAAAGUUUCUUCUACCUUUUCCAAAAACUUGGUGUUAUAGAUUGGCAUAUUGAAAUGGUAAAGAACUGCAGCAAGAAGGAAAAAGUGGUAGAAAUAAUGCAUAUAUAAUUUUGUAAAUGCGUAAAUUUUCUUUCCAAGCUAUUUUUGUCUCAAUAUGACAGUAUUUUGUGACAUUUCUGCAAAUCACUGAUUAUUCUUGUGUAAGAAACAUUGCAAUGGUAAUUUGAUUUGGUACUUUGAGAUUUUUUUUCACACCCUUUACUUAAGUUUGUUUGUAUUCUUUUGUUGAUUUCUUAAUUAUCAAAUUGCUUUUGUACAAGAAUUUUCUUACUUAUUUGGUGGAAAAGGCAUACACACAUAGCUUCAUCUAUUAAAAUGAAUAUCAAGACUUUCUUCUGAAAGAAGUAUAUUUGAGCUGUAAAAAUAAAACAUGGGGUAAUGCCAAAUGAAAGAAAGUUUAAUGUUGAAAAAAGCCAUGUGGAAAAUGGGUUGUAACCAGUGACUGAAAUCCAGUAUUACCUGGACAAAUGGAUUAAAUUAUAUGGGAACAAGGAAGAAAAAUAUAAUCCAUACUGAAAUUUAAGUAUUCAUGGAAAGCUGCAUAGCAAUCAUUCUGGAUUGCCACAUAAUUCUUGUGCAAAAUUUAUAUUUAAAAUAUUGGUUAAUUGCAACCUAUGUUUUAAUGAAAUUAGGUUGCAACUCCUUUGGUAUCUAUCAACAGCAAAUACAGCUGUUUCCUGUGUUUGAAAUAAAAUUGUUUGUUACAACAUUUUUUAUAUUUUUUUUUUGUAAAAUCACCUUUGAGUAAAUCCACAAUGCCUUAAAGUACUGAAAUGUCUCUGAAGAAUUAUACCAUCCUUUGGUGGUGAAUCUUGAUGACUCUCUUACAUGGGAACAUUGCAGCAACUAUUGCUUUCCAGUUUAAAUAUCUUGUUUUAAUCUUGUUUUACUGUAAGAAAAUAUAUGGCAUUUGAAUAUGUUAAAUAUUUUAUCAAAAUAUUUUCCAUUUCUGUGAUUUAUUAUAAAAAUGCCUCUUGACUAAAUAUGGGUCAAACAUUCAGUUGGGUUUUAGAAAAGCUAGUUGCAGUUGUUAGGAAAUAUUUUUGUGCUAAGUAUUGGGAAAUAAUUUUAUAAAAUAUAUUCAUAAGGAUAAACAAUCUAUAAACAUAGCUUUAAUUGGAACAAUAUGUUAACACAGAAUAACCUUCUACAAAACCAUGUCAUUCUCCAAUUGAUAUUUUUCUACUUUUUAAAUAUUCUACCACACUGGUAAGAUAUUGGUAAAAAUUAUUUGUUUAAAUAGAUUGAAAGUAUCUUUUAAAAUAGAUGGCAUGAAAUAAAAAAGAGAAUUUUGAAAUCAGAAGAAAUAAGCCUACUUAUAUGGGUCAUUCUAAUAAGAACAGUGUUAAGCUAUUUAAUUGAGACACAUGCCCCCACCCCGUUGGCCGUGAAAAUCACCAAAUAACUUUAGAUGGAGAAAGAUAGACUCUCCAAUCUACCUCAUAGGGUUGUGGCUAUAAAAAUGAAAGGAGACCCCCCCACACACUCUUUUCCCAUUACAUUGCUUUGAAGGGAGACCUUGUCUCUCCGUGUUACACUGCUUUGAGUUCCUUUAAAAAAAAGCCACCCAUAUAAUCAUCAGUUGAUUAUGGGCCAUCAAGUCAAUGUCAGCUCUUAGUAAUGUAAAUAGAUUUUCUUGGAUGUAUGCACUAAAUACAGUCAAUAAAGUGACAUUACUUAGAUAUGACAAAAAUUAUCUAUUAAAAGGUUAUAGCUAAAGUUGGAUUUUUGAAGAAGCAAUAUAAAAAUAUUUAAGCUUUUCAAUUGGUGUUGGAGAAGACUUGAGAAAACCAUGAAUAGUAAGAAAAUAAACAAAUGGAUCAUCAAACAAAGCAACUCUUCUUACUCCAGGUAUAACUGAGCUAGCUCAAAUUAACCUUUGGACACAUGCUGUGAAGACAUAUAGUAGUUUUCUAGAGAAAGCUCUAGUGCUGGGAAAGUAAAGAAAAGUAGCAAGGUGGGUAAACAAAGUUACAGUGGCAUUGAGUGGACCACUGAAAGAUCUGACAGACCAGAUUAGGGACAUCAUGAUGGAGAAAAUUUGUGACUCUAAGAGUUGACAUCAACUUGAUGGUACAUAAUCAGUAGGUAUUGGUGUAGAUAUCUGCUGAAAAGGAACUUAACAGGAAUAUAUUGCCAAAAUAUUUUUAUUUUAUUCAAAAUGAUAUUGGGAAGAUAAAUCUAGUAGAAUAGUAACUUUUAGAUAAAACACAUUGCACAAUGUAAUAUAUUUUCUAUUUCUAUUAUCUGAGAUAGUGUAGAUUCCUUUGUGUAUUUGUGAUAAAAGUGAUUAAGAUGAAUUUAACUCUGAGAUUAAUUUAUCAUUUUUAUUCCAUAUUGUUUCAAGUAAAUUUAUAGGAUAUUAAGUUCUAUGGCAGGAUCAUCUCAAGAUUUUCACCAUAAAGUAAAAUUACUUGGUGAGAAAGGUGGAUAUGAUUUUCCACAUAUGUAUAUCUUGAACAUUUAUCUUUGGUCACUGGUUUGAAUAAGAUACAUCAGAACUGAUAUCUUUUUUGGAGAUUAGUCUGAAAGCUUUUAUUUCACUCCAUUUAUUUCACUCCAUCUGGCAAACAUUUUUAAACAUGUUUGUUUAGUAAUAUUUCAAUACCUGCACUUUACGCCAUAAAAUGCAUAAGGAAAAUAUUGUAUCACAGAUAUACAUUUGACCCUUUUUUCUGCAUAAAAAGCUCAUGUGGGACAACCCAGUAUAGAGGGUUAAUCUUGAAGAAGGUAUUUAGCAAUAGUUAAGAUAAAAUGAAAGUCAAUUCGGUUCUGGGAAAAUAAAAGGUAUGAGAAAGAAUCUCAGAAUCACCCUACAUUGAUUUUUGUUGCUGUAAGGUAUAAUAAAAUAGCAUUCCUGUAAUUUUUUAUUGUUCUUUGCUCACUUGGAGUACCAUGAACGAUGUUCUACAAAACCAGUGGUAGAAUUUUAAGCCAAGUUUGCAAGACUACUGCUUCACUGUUGAAUUCAGCUUUAGCUCUUGUUAUUUGAGUUCUUUGACCAUUAUUCCAUUGCUGUUUCUGAAGGUAUUCAAAGCUGAUACAGAUUUUGAAGCAUUAAUUAACAAUGCUAAACCCACAAUCACCGCUGAUUUUUUAAAAAAAAUUAAAGGAAGUUUAUUAAAUUAAUAUUAGCUGUUCCUAUUAGACUUGAUCUCAGCCAAAAGGCCUAGAAACUGUUUUUACAUUCUUUGAUUUCAGAAGUAUGUCCUGUUUGUGUAAACCAAUAAGUUGCUUUAAAGAAUGUGAAAUGUAUGUUUAUCUUAAAAUGAGGUUCUUAUAAUAGAAAACAUUAUUUCAUGUUUAUUUGACACAGAAUGUUUAAUAAGAAUUGAUUGCAAUCAACUUUUUUUUGGAGAUGCACUUGCAAUGUUUGAGCACUAAUUUGCAUGGUUCGGACUUGUCUGUAUAUUGUGGGCUGAAAUACAAAUAACUGUUAACAAGAUUUGAAGCCAAUUGUUAUAGAUAAGAAUGCAUAUGUUUUGUUUUAUUACACCUUUAAUAUUUAUAACGCAUCAAGUAUUGCGGACGUUUUCCACACGGAUGCAGAAAUAUUUCCUUUACAAUAAGGGAAAACUACUACUAUUUUACUAUAGACUACUGAUGUAUGUGGUCUUUACCUUUGAAUUGCAGGGUACAUGUUUGUUCCUAACAAGUGAGCAUCACAGAGGGCUUUCUUGCUCUCUUUUUUUUAAAGCAAUCUAGUCAAAUGCCUUGGAGAUGCUUGUCUAUGUGAUCAUUUUCCAUUUUUUUCUUUUUCCUGUAUUCUUUAAAAAAACUGUUAUUUUAUUCUGUCAUGUAUGCAAUUUUCUCUUGUUAAUGGGUUUGAUGUGAUAAAAAUAAAUUAUAAAAAA